Molecule: messenger RNA, 798 nt
Organism: Brenthis ino (lesser marbled fritillary)
Lineage: Eukaryota; Metazoa; Arthropoda; Insecta; Lepidoptera; Nymphalidae
Source: the annotation of a GenBank genome assembly
AUGGGAGUAUCAGAAAUUACAAAAGAUGAUUCCCCGAGAACAACUCCUGAGCUAUCUCGUGCUGACCAAUCCCCUGCGUCAGAGAGACCUCCUCCAGGGUCCGCAGACAGCGAUGAUGCAGACGAAUUUGCUCCCAAAAGAAAACAAAGAAGAUAUAGGACCACAUUUACAAGUUUUCAACUUGAAGAGUUGGAAAAGGCAUUCUCCAGAACACACUAUCCUGACGUCUUUACGAGAGAGGAGUUGGCAAUGAAAAUCGGAUUAACAGAAGCCAGAAUACAGGUAUGGUUUCAAAAUCGUCGAGCAAAAUGGCGAAAGCAAGAAAAAGUUGGUCCUCAAGCACACCCAUACAACCCUUAUCUAGGCGCAGGAGGAGGCCCUCCGCCCUCAGUGGUAGCUUCAAUGCCUAAUCCCUUUUCACAACUAGGUUUUGGCUUUCGAAAACCUUUUGAUGCAAACGCACUUGCUUCAUUUAGAUAUGGCAGCUCUCCGGUUUUGGGCGCUCAGUAUCUAGGGGCUCCGCUAUCACGACCACCCUUAUUUUCUGCGCCGUUAUAUUCCACAUCUACGCCUCCAUUCCACACAUUGUUGGCUGGUCUUGCUGCACCACCUCGGCAGUCCCCCGACCCCCCACCAGUGUCCCCUCCUAUAUCCCCUGGAAGUGAAUCCCCUCCAAGUCAACAAGGCCCAGAAGUAGAAAGAAGAAGUUCGAGCAUCGCAGCCCUUAGAAUGGCUGCAAGAGAACACGAACUAAGGCUGGAAAUGCUCAGGCAGAGACAUCACACCGACCUAAUUAGU